ACAAAUCUAAAGGAUAAUGAUUUAAAAUUUUAUACCAAUGCUUACCUUCUAAAUAUAAUUUCCUUUGUCUUUUGGUGAAGCUGUGUAUGUUUGUGGUAAUAGUAAAGAAUUGGGUCAUUGGAAUCCUAUGUAAGCUAAAAGAAUGUAAUGGAGUGAAGUAAAUAUCAAAGUAAUUAAAGGGUGAUAUAUGGAAGUCGAGAGUAGAAAUAAAUAUGACUGGUUAAGAGGUUUAAGAUUUUGAAUACAAAUACUUCUAUGCUGAAUUUGAUAGACCUAUUAAUAUUGAAUGGGAAAUGGGACCCAAUAGAAUAGUGAGAACAAAUGAAAAUACUAGUAUUUCUAAUUUUUAUUUCUUAGUUAUAACUGAUGUCUGGAAUCAUAGGAAGAUUUUGUUUUAGUGCUAUAACCCUAAAAAAUACCCAGUGUUUGUAUCUGGUUCAUGUUACGAUCUAGGAAUGUUCAAAAGAAGAGUUAGCAUGAAACAAAAAGAAGAUGUAUCUUACUUAAGAAUACUUGUGAAUAUUCUGGAAGAAAGAGAAAUUCGUUAUUAAUUCCAUUUCAUCAAAAAGAGUCAUUAUGCUAGUCCACUUUAAACUAUGACACUUACUAAUACAAGUUAGUUUAUUUAUUAUUCAUUUAGGUGCCUAUUACAAAAAUUACCUAGUAGUAUUCUGUGAAGGAUUAAAUCAAAUUAAGAGAUCUAUAUAUUAAUUAGAUAACCAUAUAUGUUAUGGUUAUGUUCCUACUGAUUAAAAUGACUUCAACUCUCUUAAAAAGGCCAAUCUUAAUACAAUCAUUGAAUUCUAAAACUCUUAAGAAUAAUCUAACAAUUCAAUCAAAAAGGAAGACUUCACUUACUUUACUGUUAAUAUUUGUGCCAAAUACGAUUCCAACUAUUUUCAAAGACUCUACUCAUUCAUUUAACUGUUAAUUCAAAAAUAUAAUGUAAUUAUUUUAUUUUAAUCUUCCCUUAGAUUAUUUACAUCUGCAACAAUUCUUUAAAGCAUCUCAGAAAAUAUUUGUAAAUGUAUUAAAAUCUAAUCAUUUUGUAGUGAUUUAAAUUAUUACUUCUUUAUUAAUUAUUUAAUCAAUUAACCUAAUCAUGAUUUAUUAUCUUACUUAAUACAAAAAGAUCCAUCGAUUAUUGAAUUCAUUAUUAAAUUCCUAAUAGACUUGAUUAGAAUCAAUAUUAAUAAUAAAUUCUCGGAUAUUUCAGAUUCAUUUAUCUGA
This is a messenger RNA of Paramecium sonneborni, 1230 nucleotides long. NCBI's taxonomy places the organism in Eukaryota, Ciliophora, Oligohymenophorea, Peniculida, Parameciidae. The record is from the annotation of a GenBank genome assembly.